Messenger RNA from Chinchilla lanigera (long-tailed chinchilla), 3000 nucleotides. Its product is annotated as endogenous retrovirus group K member 113 Pol protein-like. Gene Ontology annotation, biological process: virion assembly; DNA integration. The record is from RefSeq and is a predicted model, not a curated record. NCBI's taxonomy places the organism in Eukaryota, Metazoa, Chordata, Mammalia, Rodentia, Chinchillidae. Gene Ontology annotation, molecular function: nucleic acid binding; RNA-DNA hybrid ribonuclease activity.
AUGUAUGGUUGUAAAGUGGUUGUAAAUGCCCUGGAGGAACCUAAUUGGGAUUAUAAUACUGAAGAGGGAAUGAAGGCGCUCAGAGACCACCACCAGUCCCUGAGAAAGGGGCUUCUGGCUGCUGCACACCGCUCUACUAACUUACAUAAGGUAGCGGAGGUUUAUCAGGGACCGAAUGAGAGUCCUGUGGCAUUUCUCGAGCGUCUCAUGGAAGCCUACCAUAUGUACAUCCCGUUUGAUCCAGAAGCACCUGAGCAUGCCCGAACUCUCAAUUUAGCUUUUGCAGCUCAGUUGGCCCCGGAUAUACGCGGAAAGUUACAAAGAUUAGAAGGAUUUGCAGGAAAGAAUUUGACAGAACUAAUGGAAAUUGCCCAAAAAUUUGGGCAGAGGACACCCCCCCCCCCCGGCCUGGCUGCACAUGUCCCUCCUGUAAUUGCGGAACUGGUGGGACAUGCCAGGCCAGUCCAACUGAGACAAUAUCCUAUGGCUAUGGAAGCCAGGAAAGGCAUCAAGCCCCAUAUUCAGAGAUUCCUUUCAGCAGGGAUACUGAGAGAAUGCCAGUCUCCCUGGAACACCCCCUUCCUCCCAGUUCAUAAGCCAGGGUCAAAUGAAUAUCGACCUGUCCAAGAUUUGAGGGCUGUGAAUGCCCUAACUGUGACUUUACACCCCACUGUACCUAACCCUUAUACUUUGUAGUUGCUCCCACCUAAUCGAGUAUGGUAUACUGCAUUGGACCUGAAAGAUGCUUUCUUUUGUAUUCCUCUGUCUAUUGUUUCUCAGGAUUUAUUUGUCUUUGAAUGGGAGGAUCCUGAGGGGGGACGCAAAUGCCAGCUGACAUGGACACGAUUACCUCAAGGAUUCAAGAACUCACCCACCAUCUUUGGGGAGGCACUGUCAAAGGACCUGGUACCCUUUGGUGAAAAUAACCCCAAUGUCUCCCUUCUACAAUAUGUAGAAGACUUGUUGCUAGCUGCAGAAACUCAGGAGGCGUGUGAGGAUGGGACAAAGAGGCUGUUAGAACUACUACAGGAUAAGGGAUAUCGGUCUAAGAAAAAAGCUCAGGUAUGUGUUCAAACUGUAAAGUUCCUGGGGUUCACAUUGAAAGCGGGAACCCAUUCUCUCUCAGCCUCUCAGACCCAGGCUAUCCAGGGGCUGAAGGAGCCAAGGAACCGAAAGGAGUUAUGAGAAUUCUUGGGAACGGUGGGGUACUGCCAUCUAUGGGAACCAAACUUUGCUACUAUUGCCAAACCCCUAUAUGAAGCCUUGAAAGGGAAAAAUAACCUCCCCUUGGACUGGAACUCAGAACGGAAAAAGGCAUUUGAUGACUUAAAGAGGGAGCUGCUGAGUGCUCCUGCUUUGGCUUUGCCAGACAUUACAAAGCCCUUUCAGUUGUGCAUACACGAGAGGGAAGGGAUUGCAAGGGGAGUUCUGACUCAGAGUUUAGGGCCGUGGAGGUGCCCAGUGGCAUAUUUGUUGAAAAGACUGGACUAUGUGGCAGCUGGAUGGCCAACCUGUUUGCGAGCUGUCACAGCUGCUGCUGUCCUGGUAAAGAAAGCUGAUAAAUUAACCUUGGGACAGAAGUUGAGUGUGUUUGUGCCCCAUGCAGUGGAGACCCUACUGCGCGGCUCUGGAGGGAAGUGGCUUUCUGGUACCAGGCUGGCCCAGUACCAGGGGACACUCCUCGCAGAUCGAAUUCGUUUCCUGCCUGCAACUUCCCUCAACCCUGCCACGCUGCUUCCUGACAAUAAUCCUGAUGGACCAACUCAUGAAUGCCUUGACGUUCUCCAGACCGUCACUAACUUCAGACCAGACCUGACCAAUGUGCCCUUGUCCCAAGUGGAUGCCACACUCUUCACAGACAGAAGCAGCUAUCUCCAUGAAGUUACUCGAGUGUCGGGGGUGGCGGUCACUACUGAAACUGAGGUAAUUUGGUCAGAGCCCCUAGGAGCUCACACCUCUGCACAAAAGGCCGAACUUGUAGCCUUGACUCAGGCCCUAAAAUGGGCCAAGGAGAAGACUGUCAAUAUCUAUACGGACAGUAGAUAUGCCUUUGCCACUCUACAUGUCCACGGGGCCAUUUAUAAAGAACGAGACCUGUUAACCUCGGAGGGAAAAGCCAUAAAAAAGCCUCUUAUUUUGGACUUGCUAGUGACUAUUUGGGAGCCCAAGAGGCUUGCAGUAAUACAUUGCAAGGCCCACCAAAAGGAAGACAACCCAAUAGCCCAAGGGAACCAAUUGGCAGACUCUACUGCCAAACAGAUCGGGCUAAAAUCAGUGGGGUCCACUGCGUUGGCUGUGGUUACUCUCCCCACACCUCGGCUGGACACCCCAGUUUAUUCUGAUUCAGACAUAAAGUUAGCAGCAACCCUGAGAUCCCAAGCUAAUGCUGAAGGAUGGCACAUCGUCCCCAAUGGUCGUUUUCUCCUGCCAGAAACACUUGGGGCCCAGAUACUACAAGAGACUCAUCAAGCCAUGCAUUUAGGGGGAACUAAACUUGCUCAAUUGCUCUGGAAAACUUACUUUAUUCGUAAUCUUACAGCCAAAGCCAAGGACAUUAGUCUAAGAUGCCCCCACUGUGCUCAAGUAAAUCCCAAGGGCAAAUCAUCUGGUGGUCCCCCUCAACAACGACAGAGAGGACAAAAUCCAGGAGAACAUUGGGAGAUAAAUUUCACUGAGAUGGGUCCUGGACGCCAUGGAUACAAAUAUCUACUGGUCCUACUGGAUACUUUUACGGGAUGGCCUCAGGCCUUUCCUACAAGGACUGAAUCAGCUUUGAUUGUAACCAAGAAAUUGCUGUCUGAGAUUGUGCCUCGAUUUGGUCUGCCUUUAGUAAUGGGGUCCGAUAAUGGUCCUGCUUUCAUAGCUCAGAUAACCCAAAAUUUAGCUAAGUGUUUACAGGUUGAUUGGAAGCUCCACUGUGCCUACCGGCCUCAAAGUUCUGGACAGGUAGAACUGUCCAAGAAUAGAACCAUCAAUGACACAGUUCUAUUCUAUGAAUAG